AUGCUUCAAUACGACAACAACCUGGACGAUCGACGUGUCAUCAUCUUCGCAACAAAAAACAACCUGACAGCCCUAGAGCAGAGCAGCAGCUGGUAUAUCGACGCAACCUUCUCAUCCUCACCGCAGCGGUUCUAUCAGUUACUGACUGUCCACGCGGAGAUGGUGAACUUCACGGAGGAUUCAACCUGGUGCUUCCCUUGCGUCUACAUUCUCCUGACCCACAAGGACACUCCCAUCUACAUGGAAGCGUUCGGCGCCCUCAAAAACCUUGGUUCCUUUUCUCCAGACCGAAUCAUGGUGGACUUUGAGCUCGCCCUGAGGAACGCCCUAUCGUCUACAUUCGAGUCAGCCCAAGUGGAUGGGUGCUUCUUUCAUAUCUGCCAGGCUGUCAUGAGAGCUGUCGGGAGGCUUGGAUACAAGGAGGAGUAUGAAAAAGUCCUGACAGAUCCCUCAUCUGGCCAGAAGAACUACACCCCUACACGAAUCUGGAUACGGAGACUGAUGCUCCUAGCCUUUAUCCCCACCGAGGACGUCAUCGAAGCGUUUUUCAGAAUCCUGGAUGAUAUACCGAUAGGCCUCGACAUUGACGAUCUCCUGGCAUACUUCCAGACCACUUGGAUCCAGGGACUAACGACUGCCUCCGGCACCGGACGAGCUAAAUUCCCUCCGUCCACGUGGAAUGCCUAUGAACGCAGCCACUUCAACAUGAACCGGACAAACAACGUGGUGGAGUCCUGGAACAAGAAGUUCUCUGCUCUAGUCGGACACGCAAACCCGACCAUCUACAAUUUCAUUGCAGCAGUCCAGAUGGAACAGUCCUCGACAGACAAGAAGAUCUUAGCGAAUUCGCUUGGAGAGCAGCCGCCUAAGAGGAAGAAGGCCAACAGCGACAAGGAUAGAAGAAACCUCAGCAUAGUUCAGAACUACCAUUCGUACGAGGAUGAUGUUUUAACCUAUAUUGAUUUGCUAAAGAGUGCUAUGUGA
This is a messenger RNA of Bolinopsis microptera, 984 nucleotides long. RefSeq lists its product as uncharacterized. Lineage: Eukaryota; Metazoa; Ctenophora; Tentaculata; Lobata; Bolinopsidae. The transcript has a single exon. The coding region runs from base 1 to 984 and encodes 327 amino acids. The record is from RefSeq and is a predicted model, not a curated record.